GGGCGGCAGCCUCUCUGCAUAGGCAACGAGUGCGGGCCGGGGGUGAGCGUCCCAGGCGGUUCCGCUCAACAGACGCUGCUGUGGCGGCGCCGGGCUGCGACACUGCAGUUGUCGACGCGGCCGGGGCCGGGACGAGGAGGCGUUGGACGGGGUCGCAGACGUUCGUCCCCUCGCAUUGCGGCCCCGACAGCUGCGCCAGGAACCCCGGGCGGCGGCGCGGGGCGUGAACGCUCUGGGGCUCAGCCAGGCCUGCGCGGCCCCGAGGCCGGAGGAACCCGGACUCCGGCGUAGCGGUUUUGACACAAGGGCGCAUAUCUUCAAAGCACCUAGUACCUCCUACCAUUGUCAACUGAUACAGAAUUCGUUGUUGGGAAGGACUGGGGGAACAGCUGUAACAUUUGCCACCCUCAGAAGCUGCUGGUCCUGUGUCACACCACGUUAGCCUCUUGAUCGAGGAAGAUUCUCGCUGAAGUCUGUUAAUUCUACUUUUUGAGUACUUAUGAAUAACCACGUGUCUUCAAAACCAUCUACCAUGAAGCUAAAACAUACCAUCAACCCUAUUCUUUUAUAUUUUAUACAUUUUCUAAUAUCACUUUAUACUAUUUUAACAUACAUUCCGUUUUAUUUUUUCUCCGAGUCAAGACAAGAAAAAUCAAACCGAAUUAAAGCAAAGCCUGUAAAUUCAAAACCUGAUUCUGCAUACAGAUCUGUUAAUAGUUUGGAUGGUUUGGCUUCAGUAUUAUACCCUGGAUGUGAUACUUUAGAUAAAGUUUUUACAUAUGCAAAAAACAAAUUUAAGAACAAAAGACUCUUGGGAACACGUGAAGUUUUAAAUGAGGAAGAUGAAGUACAACCAAAUGGAAAAAUUUUUAAAAAGGUUAUUCUUGGACAGUAUAAUUGGCUUUCCUAUGAAGAUGUCUUUGUUCGAGCCUUUAAUUUUGGAAAUGGAUUACAGAUGUUGGGUCAGAAACCAAAGACCAACAUCGCCAUCUUCUGUGAGACCAGGGCCGAGUGGAUGAUAGCUGCACAGGCGUGUUUUAUGUAUAAUUUUCAGCUUGUUACAUUAUAUGCUACUCUAGGAGGUCCAGCCAUUGUUCAUGCAUUAAAUGAAACAGAGGUGACCAACAUCAUUACUAGUAAAGAACUCUUACAAACAAAGUUGAAGGAUAUAGUUUCUUUGGUCCCACGCCUGCGGCACAUCAUCACUGUUGAUGGGAAGCCACCGACCUGGUCCGAGUUCCCCAAGGGCAUCAUUGUGCAUACCAUGGCUGCAGUGGAGGCCCUGGGAGCCAAGGCCAGCAUGGAAAACCAACCUCAUAGCAAACCAUUGCCCUCAGAUAUUGCAGUAAUCAUGUACACAAGUGGAUCCACAGGACUUCCAAAGGGAGUCAUGAUCUCACAUAGUAACAUUAUUGCUGGUAUAACUGGGAUGGCAGAAAGGAUUCCAGAACUGGGAGAGGAAGAUGUCUACAUUGGAUAUUUGCCUCUGGCCCAUGUUCUAGAAUUAAGUGCUGAGCUUGUCUGUCUUUCUCACGGAUGCCGCAUUGGUUACUCUUCACCACAGACUUUAGCAGAUCAGUCUUCAAAAAUUAAAAAAGGAAGCAAAGGGGAUACAUCCAUGUUGAAACCAACACUGAUGGCAGCAGUUCCGGAAAUCAUGGAUCGGAUCUACAAAAAUGUCAUGAAUAAAGUCAGUGAAAUGAGUAGUUUUCAACGUAAUCUGUUUAUUCUGGCCUAUAAUUACAAAAUGGAACAGAUUUCAAAAGGACGUAAUACUCCACUGUGCGACAGCUUUGUUUUCCGGAAAGUUCGAAGCUUGCUAGGGGGAAAUAUUCGUCUCCUGUUGUGUGGUGGCGCUCCACUUUCUGCAACCACGCAGCGAUUCAUGAACAUCUGUUUCUGCUGUCCUGUUGGUCAGGGAUACGGACUCACUGAAUCUGCUGGGGCUGGAACAAUUUCCGAAGUGUGGGACUACAAUACUGGCAGAGUGGGAGCACCAUUAGUUUGCUGUGAAAUCAAAUUAAAAAACUGGGAGGAAGGUGGAUACUUUAAUACUGAUAAACCACACCCCAGGGGUGAAAUUCUUAUUGGGGGCCAAAGUGUGACAAUGGGGUACUACAAAAAUGAAGCAAAAACAAAAGCUGAUUUCUUUGAAGAUGAAAAUGGACAAAGGUGGCUCUGUACUGGGGAUAUUGGAGAGUUUGAACCCGAUGGAUGCUUAAAGAUUAUUGAUCGUAAAAAGGACCUUGUAAAACUACAGGCAGGGGAAUAUGUUUCUCUUGGGAAAGUAGAGGCAGCUUUGAAGAAUCUUCCACUAGUAGAUAACAUUUGUGCAUAUGCAAACAGUUAUCAUUCUUAUGUCAUUGGAUUUGUUGUGCCAAAUCAAAAGGAACUAACUGAACUAGCUCGAAAGAAAGGACUUAAAGGGACUUGGGAGGAGCUGUGUAACAGUUGUGAAAUGGAAAAUGAGGUACUUAAAGUGCUUUCCGAAGCUGCUAUUUCAGCAAGUCUGGAAAAGUUUGAAAUUCCAGUAAAAAUUCGUUUGAGUCCUGAACCGUGGACCCCUGAAACUGGUCUGGUGACAGAUGCCUUCAAGCUGAAACGCAAAGAGCUUAAAACACAUUACCAGGCGGACAUUGAGCGAAUGUAUGGAAGAAAAUAAUUAUUCUCUUCUGGCAUCAGUUUGCUACAGUGAGCUCAGAUCAAAUAGGAAAAUACUUGAAAUGCAUGUCUCAAGCUGCAAGGCAAACUCCAUUCCUCAUAUUAAACUAUUACUUCUCAUGACGUCACCAUUUUUAACUGACAGGAUUAGUAAAACAUUAAGACAGCAAACUUGUGUCUGUCUCUUCUUUCAUUUUCCCCGCCGCCAACUUACUUUACCACCUAUGACUGUACUUGUCAGUAUGAGAAUUUUUCUGAAUCAUAUUGGGGAAGCAGUGAUUUUAAAACCUCAAGUUUUUAAACAUGAUUUAUAUGUUCUGUAUAAUGUUCAGUUUGUAACUUUUUAAAAGUUUGGAUGUAUAGAGGGAUAAAUAGGAAAUAUAAGAAUUGGUUAUUUGGGGGCUUUUUUACUUACUGUAUUUAAAAAUACAAGGGUAUUGAUAUGAAAUUAUGUAAAUUUCAAAUGCUUAUGAAUCAAAUCAUUGUUGAACAAAAGAUUUGUUGCUGUGUAAUUAUUGUCUUGUAUGCAUUUGAGAGAAAUAAAUAUACCCAUACUUAUGUUUUAAGAAA
This is a messenger RNA of Pan troglodytes (chimpanzee), 3231 nucleotides long. RefSeq names its product acyl-CoA synthetase long chain family member 3 (gene ACSL3). The coding region runs from base 500 to 2662 and encodes 720 amino acids. Gene Ontology annotation, biological process: long-chain fatty-acyl-CoA metabolic process; long-chain fatty acid metabolic process; neuron differentiation. Gene Ontology annotation, cellular component: endoplasmic reticulum; lipid droplet; plasma membrane. The record is from RefSeq and is a predicted model, not a curated record. The transcript has 17 exons. Lineage: Eukaryota; Metazoa; Chordata; Mammalia; Primates; Hominidae. Gene Ontology annotation, molecular function: long-chain fatty acid-CoA ligase activity.